AGAUUAAAAAUAAAACCUUAUGUCAACGCAAACAAAAUUAUGUCAAAAAUAUUUCUAAAUUUCGUGUAAAAACAAAAACAUUCACACAUUCAAUACUGCGCUAUAUUCCAUGUAAAUUAUUAGUUUAAUCAAUUACAUAAAUCAUAACGUAAUGGCUGAAAAGUGCGAUCCGAAUCUCUGUGAUAAUACUAGUUCACCUACAGAAGAUGAAAAGCCUUCCGGUAACUGGUGGGACUCGUGGAUAUCAUCUGCCAAGACAAAGUCAGCGGAAGUGUAUACAAUGGUCAAAAAGGACUUGGACGAAAUUGGUACAGCAGUGAAAAGCGAAGCCAGCCAUGUGUUCAGCUCCACUUCCAAUGUUAUUGGCAAAACUUUUAAGUUGGAUGUCCCUGAAUCACCAGCUAAUGUUAUGAAGAAAAGCUUCAGUAGUUUUAUUGGUCAAGUCAGUACAGUUCUGAACCCCGAGCCAGAUGACGAAGAUGACACAGAAGUGAUUCUUUCGUCUGGUGAUACUACAAUGCUGUCCACAUACAAGAAAGAACUCGAAGCCCUCCAGCGUGUUGAUGCAACCUACAUAGUACCAGCCUACAGUCCUGAGUUCGAAGCCUGGCGCUCCAGCUUAGAAAACUCCGAGACCAUUAUAACACCAUCGUCCGUGAUCAGGCGCUUGGACUCCAGCCCAUUGCUGAAGGCACAGUAUGACAAACUUGUCCCCGAUGCUGUUUCGCAUGAGGAGUUCUGGGAAAGGUACCUGUUCCGCGUGGCGUUACUGCAGGACCGCCUGGCGGCUGCCUCCCGCAAACAGCCGAUCGAGGAACCCACCGCAGAUCCCGUGCUAGCUCAUCUACCGCUACAGACACCGAUAGAACAAAGUCCUAAAAAAGUACUUUCCGGUAUAAACACAGAAGCAAAUGAAAAAGACAUAGACAAUGUCGUCGCUUGGGAUGAUGAAGAUUUCGCAAAUGACGUAGAACUAACAGAAGAACAGCAGACUCUACUUCUCGAAGAGUAUGAGAGAGAAAUAGCCUCGAAGAAAAUAAACAAAACGUCGUCACGCGAUAUCACAAACAAUAACAAAGAACCCAGAGACAAACUGAACAACGAGACGGAUAAAAAACAAAAAAAUAAAAUUAAAAGUCCCAUAAAGAAAACAGAUGAAUGUGGUAACAAUUUGGUAGAAGAUUACUUCGGUGAGAAGGACCAGGUUAAGGAUGACGCGAGUGCCAAUUCAGAUGAGAGCUGGGAGAAGGAGUUUGAAAUUGAAGAACCGGUGCAGCAGAAAGCCUGAUUGUUGGCGUAUAUGUCGUCUAUAUAUACACUGAAAUAGCAAUGGGAUGUAGAACGAUUACAAGAUAUAAUAUAUACAAGUCCCUUACACAAUGCAAGGGAAUAAAAGAGACG
Messenger RNA from Vanessa tameamea, 1401 nucleotides. Its product is annotated as BSD domain-containing protein 1-like. The record is from RefSeq and is a predicted model, not a curated record. Lineage: Eukaryota; Metazoa; Arthropoda; Insecta; Lepidoptera; Nymphalidae. The coding region runs from base 152 to 1288 and encodes 378 amino acids. The transcript has 9 exons. Gene Ontology annotation, cellular component: cytoplasm.